Messenger RNA from Aspergillus eucalypticola CBS 122712, 1857 nucleotides. RefSeq lists its product as uncharacterized. NCBI's taxonomy places the organism in Eukaryota, Fungi, Ascomycota, Eurotiomycetes, Eurotiales, Aspergillaceae. The record is from RefSeq and is a predicted model, not a curated record. The coding region runs from base 1 to 1857 and encodes 618 amino acids. The transcript is spliced from 5 exons.
AUGAUGGGACACCUGCUGAUGCGAGGAUGGAUCCUCGCCUCGUUAUUGCUGCAAGCGAGCGUCGCCGUGACAGUGGCUGUUGAGCCAGCAGCUCUCAAGGUCCUUGCCCAGCCGCAGGCCUUGCACACCGAGUUAUUCAUCUUCUGUUCCUUCUUCGAAGGCAGCAACACCCACGCCAUCAAUCAUCGUGGUGCCCUCGUCGAGUCUAGUCCCCUCACCCUCUGCUCCGUCGGUGAGGGAGUCGCCAAUUCCCAGCUCAAGGCCGGUACCAAGUCGCUCGGCGGCUUCCCACCCGCAUUGGAGCUAUGUAUCCCGGCCUUUGCCUCAGCGAAGCCAGUGCUCGGCGUCUUCCGGAGCUAUCCCGGGCUCUUCACUCCCUGUUUCCAUAUCCUCUCAGAGCACAUCCAGCGCAGUCCCUGCGCCAACUACUGUUUGGACCAGACUUCCCCAGAUGAGUCUUUCCACGUCCUCGUCGGCUGCAACAGUCACCGACUCUUCCAUGCUGCAGUGGACCACAUCGGCAGUUCUCUCUACUCAACCACCUCUGUGACCACGGAGACCAUUGUGGUGUCUACCACAAUAUGCCCAGUCACCGAGGCCGCAGGAAUGACUCGGACGGAUUCUGUCUCGCCGACAGUAACGGACAGUGCUGCCAACAAGGGUCAUGGUAGUGGUGGAUUAGACUUCACAACCUCCACUGUUUUCAGCACUCGCACUGCUACGGUAACUGCGUGCCCUUCCUCGGUAACGAACUGCCCGCUUAGGUCGAAAACAACCUAUGUGACUACCGAGAUCUUGGUAGUCUCUACCACUGUGUGCCCCGUAGCUGACAGCACUGGUAACAAUGGUGCCAUGAUUACCGAGACCGCACAUCCUCCGGCUACCGUGGCUGUUGGUAACAGCGGGGGUAGCAUGGGUGAUUCUGACAUUACCACUUCGACGAUCUGGAGCACUCGUAUCAUUACCGUGACUGCAUGUCCUUCUUCUGUGACGAAUUGUCCCCUGAGGUCAAAGACAACUUAUGCGAGCACUGAGACGCUGGUUGUCGGCACAACUGUGUACUCAGUCCCUAAGAUCACAAGCACCAAGGCGAACGGUUCUCUGCCAUCCGCCACAGGAGUAUCCGAGGUUGGACCAUCGCUUACCACUUCUACCAUACUGAGCACCCACAUUGCAACAGUUGCGGGCUGCACUGGAGAUAACUGCAGUGGCUCUCCACCCAGAGGCGGUUAUGCCACGUCGGAGACCUUCGUUGUAGCAACGACCGUCUUCACCGUAUAUCCAGAUCACACAUCCGUUCCGGCCGAAGGUGUUGAUCCUGUGACUGUUCCUACAACUUCUGUCGCAAGCCACCAAGCUAGCAACUCAGCCGGUAGCACCACUAAUUUUGUGUCAUCUGAAUCGCAACUCAUCUCUGCUGGCGACACUACCUCUCAGGGUACAGGCUCAAGCGCAGGCUCAAGCGCAGGCUCAAGCGCAGGCUCAAGCGCAGGCUCAAGCGCAGUGUCCAAUGCCAGUUCAGGUGCAGACACAGACGCGAUCUACACCACUACGAUUACUGUCGAAUCAUGCUCCAAUGACGGGACCUGUACCGAAUACGGCACUACCAUCACAAUGGCCCAGACUUCCAAUGUUGCUCAGCCCACAGUGUCUGCUUCCCCGUAUUCGUACACCCCACACUUUGGGUCAGGGUCAGGAUGGAACCAGACUGCUCCCGCCUCUUCAGCACCUGGCAUGAGUUCAGCCAUGGAUACUAUUAGCGCGUUGUAUACCGGGGCUGCUUCUGCAGGUUUUCGGCGGUCGUUGCUGCAGGUGGUUGGAACGGUGAUGGCGAUGCUUUGGAUUACCUUCGUAUAG